AUGGACGACCCGUCGCUCGAGGCCAGCAUCACGGUCGCGCGCGGGCUGGCCAAGGUCGCGUCAAUCAUCGCCUUUGCGCAUUCGCACUGCGUCUUUGCGGGUGGCUGGUGCGAGGCCAUUCGGACGGCCGAGGCGACGACGACGACGUCAUGGGCUUACCUUGCGUACCUCGUCCUCUGCACGUCGUUUCCGGACGCGGCCGUGACGGAAGAGACGCUCGAGUUUUGGUUCUUCGUGUUGGAGAUGAAGAAGCGCUGGAACGACAUUCCGUCGCUCUCGUCGUGGAACGCGUUUUUGCCGACGGCGCUCCCCGUCGUGCAAGAGGUCGUCGUGCUCCUCAUCCAAAAGUGCCAGUACCCGCCCUGGUUCCUCGCGACAAACAGCCUCACGUCCGACCACCCGGCCAUUGACGCGACGCGGGAUCUCCGCCGGUAUAUUGGCGACACGCUCCUCAACAUCUUUGCCCAUUGGCCCAACGUCGACGGACGACUCGGCAGCUACGUCUGCCUCGAGACCGUGGUCGGGCUCAUGAAGACGUCCAACGACCUUCCGCAAGUCGAUGCGCUUCUCUUCGUGCUCGACUACAUGGUGGAGCUCUUCGACUUUGACGACAUUGACACGGAGAGCGACGGCUUGUUCAACGCGGUGCAAACGCUCUGGGAGUCGGCACUUGCGGUCUUUCCGACGUUUCCCGACCACCCGCUGCUCAUGCAAGGCGUGUGUCGGCUCGUCAGCUCGCUCGUCGUCUCGAUGCCGUUGAACGACCCGUACUACACGAUGGUCACGAGCGUGCUUGCAAAGGGCCUCGCGUCGCCGGCCGUGUGCGCACCGGCCGCCAAGUCGCUUCUCAAACUCAACAACGCGCUCACGAAAUCCAAGGCGACGCCGGCGACGAAAGCCGAGUGCAUUCAGCUACUCUUGAGCGCCAUCGACCGCCCGGACGUCCUCGCCACACUCUUUGCCGCCGCGCCCGCGUACGGAGAUUUUUUGGAGGCGCUCCUGCGCCUUGGCACGGGCUUUUCCGAGACCGACUACAUGGCGGUCAUCAACUGCGCCUUUCCGCGCAUCUUGAGUGCCCUUGGUCAAAUGACAAACGAGUCGAACGCGGUCGAAGUCGAGGCCGUCCUGUACCUCUUGUCGCGCGGCCUCCAGGGCAUUCGCCAAGCGAGCAUGCGUGACGCGUUCGUCGUCGAGCACUGGCCGCUCAUCCGGCAUAUUACGAUCGACCUCUUUGCGCACAGCGGGCGCGUCCGCGAGCUCGCGAUUCAAGUGUUCACGUCGAUCCUCCCGGCGUCGAGCCGCACCGACGUGGUCCUCGCCAUUCUCGAGACGUGCGUGCGCUGGCAUCGCGCGUACGCAGCACCGUACGUGCUUCAAUGCAUUGGCACGUUUGCGCAGUCGUGUCCGCUAAGCCUCACGCCGCAUCUGGCCUCUGUGCUCGAGAGCCUCUUUCAGUCGGUCUCGGAGAAGCUUCAGUACGACCCCAGCGCAUCGCUCGAGGCGAUGCGAAGCCGGAUGCUCGACCGCUUCAAGCUCGCACAGGACGACUUGGCCGCCGAGACAACGCUGUACUUUCAAAUGCUCCGCGACACUCUCGCGACGCUGCCCGACGUGGUGUGUCGGCCGCCCCUCUUUCUCGAAGUGCUCAAGCUCGCGUGCGUUCUCUUCUCGAUCGAGCACCAGCUACCAGACGUGACGGACGCGCUCUGCAGCUUCUUCAUCGACGCGCUCAGUGCCGACGCUGCCGGCAUCGAUGCGUUCAAGACGAUUGCGCCCGUGCUCGUCGACACCAUGCUCCGGCUGCUCGCUGCGACGCCGAUUUCAUCGAAAAAACGCGGUCUCCUCAACCUCCUGUACCAAGCACUGCAGGCCGCCACGACCCGCCCCGCCAUCCGAGAUGCGUUUGGCGCGGCGCUCCACCACGCACUUGUGGUGACGCGCGUGUUUCCAUCCAUGGCGCCCGCCGACGCGCUGCUGCUGUCGCAGAUGCUUCUCGGAACGCGCGAGAAGCGCAAGUUCCAAGUGCUUGCGACCACAACCGCGACGUACUUGCAAGGUCUCGGCGCCGCGCCGUGGCUCACGCCGACGCUGCACGUGACGAGCCCCCGCAGCCCGACGCCAUUGGCGCUCAACGAGAUCAUCGACGUCAUGAACUAG
Saprolegnia parasitica CBS 223.65 is the source of this 2157-nucleotide messenger RNA. RefSeq lists its product as hypothetical. Gene Ontology annotation, cellular component: nuclear membrane; cytoplasm. Gene Ontology annotation, biological process: protein import into nucleus. Bases 1 to 2157 code for a protein of 718 amino acids. The transcript has 8 exons. The record is from RefSeq and is a predicted model, not a curated record. NCBI's taxonomy places the organism in Eukaryota, Oomycota, Saprolegniomycetes, Saprolegniales, Saprolegniaceae.